UUGCUCGCCGCAUCAUCGCUAACGUCCUCAAGCACAUGUCCAGUCAGCGCCUCCACAGCCGCUGCAGGGCUGGCAACCAAAACACGCACAUUUAAAGAAAUUCCAGGGCCAAAUGUCUUUGCGAGGCUUUUUGGGAAAAAAAACAGAUCGCUUUUUAGGAGUAAGCGUUCAAUAGCCAACUAUUUUGACUGGCUAGUCUACUUGCAUGCUCGAUAUGGAUCAAUCGUCAAAGUCGAGCAGGGUUUUGGUCGAGGAGCAGUGGUGCACGUCUUCGAUCCAGAGGAUGCUCGACAAGUGUUCGCGUCGGAUGGUCGCCAACCGUUCAUCAUACCUCUGCAAGAGACGACGCAACGUUAUCGCCAGAUAAAAGGAAUGAAUCCAGGACUCGGGAACCUAAACGGUGAUGAGUGGUACAGGCUGCGCUCGUCAGUUCAACAGGCGAUGAUGCGACCACAGGCGGUACAAAAAUACUUACCAUAUACCAAUGAAGUGGCCAACGCGUUGGUAAAUCAUAUUCGAAAGGAGAGUGUGAAAAGCAUAAGUGGUGAGGUGGAUGUGCGAAAAAUUGCUGGCAGAUGGGCACUGGAGUCGUCCGCUCUGACGGUCUUCGAAAAGCGACUUGGUGCGCUAGAUGAUCGAGUUCAGUGGGCUGAUGAGCUGGUCAACUUAAAUAAAGAGAUCUUUCGUCUGUCUGCAGUGUAA
Messenger RNA from Cooperia oncophora, 702 nucleotides. The record is from the annotation of a GenBank genome assembly. NCBI's taxonomy places the organism in Eukaryota, Metazoa, Nematoda, Chromadorea, Rhabditida, Trichostrongylidae.